This is a messenger RNA of Diachasma alloeum, 4586 nucleotides long. It is a transcript of the gene alpha-Catr, whose product is annotated as alpha-catulin. The coding region runs from base 465 to 2693 and encodes 742 amino acids. The record is from RefSeq and is a predicted model, not a curated record. Gene Ontology annotation, molecular function: actin filament binding; cadherin binding. Lineage: Eukaryota; Metazoa; Arthropoda; Insecta; Hymenoptera; Braconidae. Gene Ontology annotation, biological process: Rho protein signal transduction; cell adhesion. The transcript is spliced from 10 exons.
CUAUUUUUCCCCUUCACGCUUACAUCAACAACACUAGUUAAACAAUUGCGUCAAUCGCAGGGCACCGAAUCAAAUAAAAGUGAUGAUUGUAAACUAAACGACGAAAAAUAUAGUAAAAUAAUUAAAACUGAUGAAGUACACGUUUAUGAAUGCACAUAUCUACGUAGAAAAAUGAUGUUGUCGAUUGAGAGUCUAUUUUAAUUAAUAAUAACAGAGGAGAAUAAUUCAGAGAUAAAUAUAAUUUGUCAGUUUAAUAGAAAGAGAUAAUCAUCUCUCGUUGAUAAUUGAUAAGUGACUGACUGAUUGCCAUUUCAUUUUUUGCCUGAGACUGAUAGAACUGUAAUUAUUAUCAAGUGAUAAAUCCUGAGAAGGGAGACAACGUUGCAUUUUCAAUAAAAGGACAGCAUUCGAAUAUUGUCAGAGGCUAGAGAGAAAAACAAAUAUUAAAUAAAACAAGUUGCAAAAUGUACGAAGGAGGAAUGGCUACUGACCAUCAGAUUUCCACCCUCGUCUCGCACAGAGAACGGCCACUAUGCUCCGACCGGAGUCUUCGAGCCGUUGCGAGGGUUGGACAGGCGGUCAAUCUUGCCGUCGAAAGAUUUGUUACUGUUGGAGAAACAAUCGCAGAUGACAAUCCUGAAAUCAAGCAGACUAUGUACGAAGCAUGCAAAGAGGCAAGGAUAGCUGGUUCAACAAUAGAGAAAUUAUGCGAAUGUGCAAUGGAAGACAGCCUGGCCGACAGGGGAUCAGUAGUACGAGCAGCCCGCUGCCUCCUGGGCUCAGUAACCCGUGUUCUACUGUUAGCUGACAUCGUAGUUGUGAAACAGCUACUCCUCGCCAAAGACAAAGUGGCUCGCAGUCUCGGUAGACUCGAGAGUGUCUCAAAUUUUACGGAAUUCGUGAAAGCAUUCAGUCAGUUUGGAGCUGAGAUGGUCGAGUUGGCUCAUCUAACUGGAGACAGACAGAACGAUCUAAAAGACGAGAGGAGGAGAGCACAGAUGGCAGCGGCGCGGCAAGUACUUGAGCGGAGCACAAUGAUGCUUCUAACAUCCAGUAAAGCUUGCUUGAGGCAUCCCGAGUGUCCAUCAGCCAAAGAAAACCGUGACACUGUAUUCUGUCAGAUGAGACGAGCUAUGGAUUUAAUUCACUACGUUGUCAAGGAUGGUGUACUUGACUGCAGUGAAUCACAGUCGUACUCAAACUCUCAGAACCCUCAGCAGCAGGAUUGGGAUAGUAGCACUGUUUGCUCAGCCUUAAAGCACUUUGAACGUCUGGUGGAAACGACUAGGAUGACGCUAAUGGUCCCUGGAUGUAGGGAUACGUUAACAUCAGCAUUGGAUACUGUAGUGGAAAGGACGCAAGACUUCACUGAUAGUGCUUACACGAGUCAUGAGCAUAGAGAGAAUAUUUUACUUCUCUGUGAUCGAGCGAAACUUGAGCUCAAUACGUUGUUGAGAGUUGGAAACAGCAUGCAAAAUUUUGAUAAUGCCCCUGGAUCUCCGAAUUUCGAACUGGAACAGGCAGUCCUAGGUGUUCUCAGAGCCACUAGGGACCUCAGACAGCAAUUAGUUACGACCACAAUGGAACAAGCUGGUGAUCUCGGUCAAGUGACCAAAGCUGGACAGGAACUGGUCGCCACAAUCAGAAAUUUGGCCCUUGCCAGCGAAAUUGAUCGACUCCAGGAGAGCAGUGAUCGCUUUCACGAGUAUCUCGAGCAUAUUCUCGAAGUAUGCAAACUACUUAGGCAUAUUGCUCUAUCAGAGUCACUGCAGGUCUCGGCUAAGUUCACGGAGAUUAAUCUCAGGAUUUAUGGACCACAAGUGGUAACAGCUGCACAUACACUAGCGAGAUAUCCAACGAGCAAAAUUGCUAAGGAAAAUCUUGAAGUUUUUGCUGAUAUGUGGCAGUGGCUAAUGUCAGACGUGACAACAGUAGCUAAAGAUGUAUUAGAAUUGAGUCAGAGCAGACCAGAAAAGCAAGUCUACAUGUCUCUACCUCGGCCAGGUAAACACGGAACAACAAGUAAACCAUUAAAACCAGUCCGUUUAGACAGCGAGGAACAAGCAAAAAUUGCAAAAGCUGGACUAGAAAUGAAGCUAAUAACAUCUGAAAUGGACGCAGAGACUGAGAAAUGGCAGGAAAGUGGUUCUGUUCUAGAGGAAAAUAACGAUAUUGUGAAAAGGGCAAAAAAUAUGUCUUCCAUGGCCUUCUCCAUGUACCAGUUUACACGUGGUGAAGGUGCACUUAAGACUACCCAGGAUCUCUUCACGCAGGCUGAAUACUUCGCUGAAGAGGCUAACAGAUUGUACAAAGUCGUCAGGCAAUUCAGUUACCAGGUACCAGGUGGGACUCAUAAAAAAGAUCUUCUCGAAAAUUUAGACCGAGUGCCCACUUAUGUCCAACAACUCCAAUUCACUGUUAAAAAUCCAACAGUUGGAAAAGCAGCGACAUUCACUAAAGUGGAUAAUGUCAUACAGGAAACGAAAAAUUUAAUGAAUGUUAUAUCGAAGGUUGUCACCACCUGUUUUGAGUGUGCAACAAAGUACAAUCUGGAUUUCCGAGGUUUAUCAGCUCGGGGACCUGGUGGUUCACCGUACAGGGGCGACGGUUCAGGGGCUGAUGGAGAUGGUACUGGGGUAGGUGCUGAUGGCACCAAGAGUGGAUCAGCACCCGGUAGCGAUCCGUCUGUCUGACAGUUUGGGAUGGCCAGAAGGGCCAAAGGAGAUGCGCGUCGUACUCGUGUUUCAUUUUUACUUUUUUAAAUAGUAAAAAUUGGGAAGUCCUUGAGUUUUUUCCCAGAACCAUUUAUUAAUAUUUCAAAGCCCAAAAGGAUUGCUUGAAAAUACAAUAAUCGUAAAGCAUGCUAAAGAUCGAAAUCAUGAGCAGGAAUUACUUGAAUUCCAGGGUUUUGAAUAUAUUUAAAAUUAUUUUUGGAAGACUUUGGAUUUCUGAAAUGUUGAAAAAUGAAAUUUUGAUUGAAAAUGAUUAAAAAUAAUGAAAAUGUAUGCAAGUACGAACCAGGGAAGCUUUCAAGGCUCGAUGGGUACUAUAAACUCAAUUUCUAAUGCGAAAAAAGAAAGAACGAAAUAUUUUUUUUUAAUAAAUUUAUUAAGGAUUACUAUAGCAUGGUUAGAUUGGCUAGUUAGUUGACUUAUUUUUAAUUUCGUCUCGACGAGCAGGUGGGACUAGUGUAAAUUAGUCCAUGAACUUUUUUCUGAGAGCAAUCGUCGGACCUAAGCUGUGUAGUUAGUCUGUAUUUUUUAAAUAAAAUAAAUCCGAAAAGAAAUUAUAUUCAACGUAAAAAAAUCAAUUUCUACUUAACUUCAAUUUGUGAUAAAUAAAUUGGGAAGGGAAGUUUACAAUUCGAUGAUAAAAUGAUCCUAAAAUGAACAAUUUCGUUGAAGAAUAAUUUUUCUGAGGGCAAAAUGAAAUAAAUUCAGAUAAUAAUGAAUGACGAAUCAAUCACUGUCUGAAAUACGUAAUUUCAUCAUAAACAACUUUGAUAAACAUGAGUGUGUAUACAUAAUGGAAAAUAACUCCCCAAGAAAAGAUGAAAAACCCUAGAAUGAACAGAUCAGAUAAUUCCUUUUUCAAUGAAUGCUAUGUAAAUUUUGAUGUCUCUAGAAUUUGUUCAAUAAGCAAGUAACAGUAAACGUUUCAUACAAAAAAUGAUAGUCUGAGCAUCUUACGAGAAUAAGCAUAAAAAUAACUCAAUGAAUAUGAGAGAAUUAAUUCGUAAAAAAACAGUUAGUGGAAACGUUGAACAUCAAUGAAGUGCUCAAGAGAUGUUCUUAGCAAUUAGGAUCUGUUCCACGUCUUUUUUUAAUUUACGGAAUCGGCCAUGAUAAAUAGUGAUUGAGUUUUAAAUUCCAAUAUUGAGUAAUUUAAUUGAGUGAAAUUUGUGGUGGAAUGAAACAUAUGUUACUUAGCUUUUCUCGUGGGAACAAAUUCAAAAUCAAAUUUAUUCCGCGAAUUUGUUCAUAUUUUCAUCUUUAAACAUUUGUAAAAAGAAUAAUUUAUUUUUUUAUUUUAUUUCAGCACAAAAUUAAUUUUAUUGAGCAAAUAAUUUGACGAAGCAUCCAUUAAAUCGUGACUUCUUAUACUUCAAUCAUAAGGGCUACAAUAAAUACGCACACUCGUAAAUCAACCUAAAAUACCAACAAUUCUCCUUCUAUUUUUAUCUCUCGCUUAAUGUGAAUUGAACAAGUUUACUCUCAUUAACACGAAUGCCUCUCCCCAAAUAACUUCAGCAAUUGUCCCUCAUAUUUGCGCGUUAUUUAUCUUUAUGAAUGAAUUUCCAGUGGUCUGUAAAUACUUCCAUAAUUACAAUCAGUUAUCAACCCUUAAUUAUCCGCAGGUCUAAUGCGGUGGUGAUAAUGUCACUGAUAAUAUUAUCUCCAUUUUUAUUCAGUAAUUCUGCUAUUCGUGACACGAUCACUCGGGAGAACAAUUUCAACUCUGUAGUUUUCGGUCCAUUCGGUUUUUUUAUUUAGAGGUAAUCGAUUUUCCAAGAGAAUUCUUCCCGUCCAAAUUUCAGCCAAUAGAAUUCCACUAUUCGACUGUUAUUUUAUAUAGUCGACACAAUA